Messenger RNA from Monascus purpureus, 1506 nucleotides. Lineage: Eukaryota; Fungi; Ascomycota; Eurotiomycetes; Eurotiales; Aspergillaceae. The record is from the annotation of a GenBank genome assembly.
AUGGCUCACACAAACGGCCAGUCAAGAUCUAUUGUUCCUGGGCGGGACGAUCGAUCGCAAACCCCAUCGUCAAUGGCGAGCACGGUGACCCAGGAUGAGAAUAGAGUAAUGGAGGGGGAUCUGGUCCAUACGACGGAAUACAGGUCCGUGCCAUUGGCCGCAUGUCAACCUGACGAGGAAGCAGCCAUCGUCGAUGGCAUCCCUGGAGUGAACCACAGCCUCAUUGCUCCAAAUACGAACCAAGGCGGUACCCUAGCCAAAGUAUCAUCCCUGGUUCGCACCAGGCAAAUUAGCAAGGAAAUCGAGCUUCCGCCUGAUGGCGGCAUCAAAGCAUGGACGCAGGUGGCCCUUGCUCAUAUUGUUACAUUCAACACAUGGGGCUACAUUGCCAGUUUUGGCGUGUUCCAGACGUAUUAUACACAAACUCUGGGACAUCCCCCAUCUGAUAUUUCCUGGGUGGGAAGCGUGCAGAUCUUCCUGCUGUUCUUCGUUGGCAUAUUUUCGGGCCGUGCGACGGAUGCUGGUCUUUUCAAGGCAACUUUAGUGACGGGCGCAGUUCUCGAAGUCUUUAGCAUUUUCAUGACAUCCUUGUCCACGAAGUAUUGGCAACUUUUUUUGGCACAGGGCGUCGCCCAGGGCCUUGGAUCUGGCCUUAUGUUCUGUCCCACCACCUCGUUAGUGCCAACUUACUUCACUAAGAAACGUGCGUUUGCAAUGGGAAUUGUAGCCUCUGGAUCUGCCACGGGAGGACUGGUGUUUCCUGCUGUCGUCAUGCGGCUACUGCCGCGGGUUGGAUACGGAUGGACCAUGCGGACAUUAGGCUUUAUUGCACUGGGAACGCUAAUUCCCUGCCUUGUUUUUCUCAAACAGCGGUUGCCUCCUCGGAGAAGCGGACCCAUUCUCGAAUUGGAGGCGUUCAAAGAGCCUCCAUAUGCCCUCUAUGCGGCCGGCAUGUUCCUGAACUUCUGCGGCUUGUACGUCGGGUAUUUCUACAUUGGCAGUUUCGCACGCAAUAUUAUUGGGGUGUCACAGUCGACGUCGAUUGACCUUCUUUUGGUCAUGAAUGGAAUCGGACUUCCCAUGCGUCUCAUCCCUAGCCUAUGUGCUGAUCGUUUCACGGGUCCCUUGAAUAUCUUGAUUCCCUUCAGCCUAGCUACUAGUCUCGUGACAUAUGGAUGGCCCGGGGUCAAGAGCCUGGGAGGAUUGUAUGCCUUUUCAGUGGUAUACGGCGCAGCUGCUGCAGGCAUCCAGAGCUUAUUCCCAGCAACACUCAGCACUCUCACUACGGAUCUGAGUAAGAUUGGUGUGAGGAUGGGGAUGGUGUUCGGGGUGGUCGGGGUCGCAGCCCUGAUCGGCUCCCCGAUCGCCGGGGCUCUUAUCCAGAGUGAUGGUGGACAGUAUCUCUAUGCCCAAAUGUUCAUGGCCUCCUGCAUUUUCGCAGGCGCUUCAAUCUUAGUAGCCACGAGAGUAGCAAAGGUGGGAUUCGCCUUGCGACUUCGGGUGUAG